Messenger RNA from Cimex lectularius (bed bug), 2477 nucleotides. RefSeq names its product cryptochrome-1-like. Gene Ontology annotation, cellular component: nucleus; cytoplasm. Gene Ontology annotation, biological process: circadian regulation of gene expression; negative regulation of DNA-templated transcription; entrainment of circadian clock by photoperiod. Gene Ontology annotation, molecular function: DNA binding; FAD binding. The transcript has 11 exons. NCBI's taxonomy places the organism in Eukaryota, Metazoa, Arthropoda, Insecta, Hemiptera, Cimicidae. The record is from RefSeq and is a predicted model, not a curated record. The coding region runs from base 483 to 2099 and encodes 538 amino acids.
AACAACGAACACAUAACAUUUGUUUAUAUUGAUUUAACCAAGUUAAUAGAGUGUAUUUGUUCUUUCGUGGGCGAAAUUGUCUUUUUAUAUAGAGGCAGGAAAAGAGGCAAAUUUUGAGAGGAAAGUGAAAAUAUUUUGCGCGAAGAGUUCGAUAGGUGAAGCAGGUCCAAACGUGAGGCAUGGUGGGGUGGAAGGGCCGCGUGACCACCGCGGUGAUGUCACCGGUCACGUUACGCUUAAAUGUGCGUCCUCUUUGUUCCCUGUUUUAACUCAAAGCCAAACAGUUUUAACGAAAAUAUUAGCCUCCUCUCAUCUCCGGAGGUCGAACACAAUCCGACUUUACAUCGGAGCCCCGGCAGCAUAAAAGGGCAAUGCACUGAUAGAGCCCGGUUCCAAAUUCUGCCCCUGGUCUUUCCCGUGACACGACGUCAAAAAUGCUCUCAGUUUGUAUUUUGGUCGUAAUGAAAAUCAACAUCACGUAAAUGAUGACAGAGAAGAACACCGUGCACUGGUUCAGAAAAGGAUUGCGACUACACGAUAAUCCCAGUCUUCGGCAGGCUCUCAAAGGGGCCAAGACAUUCAGAUGCAUCUUCAUACUCGACCCUUGGUUUGCUGGAGCCUCAAACGUCGGCAUUAACAAAUGGAGAUUUUUGCUUCAGUGUCUUGAGGACAUCGACAGGAGUUUGAGGAAUUUAAACUCUCGCUUGUUUGUUAUUAGAGGCCAGCCUGCUGAUAUUUUACCCAAGUUGUUGAAGGAAUGGGGAACGACUUGCCUUUCCUUUGAAGAAGACCCCGAGCCCUUCGGCAGAGUACGGGACCAGAACAUCAUAGUGAUGUGCAAAUCGAUGAACAUAGGUGUUGUAACGUCGGUUGCACACACACUGUAUAAAUUGGAAAAAAUUAUCGAAAAAAACGGAGGUAAAGCGCCGCUGACUUACCGCCAGUUCCAGUCGAUCAUAUCAAGUUUAGAAGCCCCACCACAUCCAGAGCCAACAGUCACACUGUCAUGGAUUGGAUCUGCAACUUCUCUUUUAUCAGAUGACCACGAUGAAAAAUACGGCAUCCCAACGCUUGAAGAACUUGGUUUCGACACUGAAGGUCUUUUGCCUAGUGUCUGGCACGGAGGGGAAUCAGAAGCAUUGUCUCGCCUAGAAAGGCACUUAGAAAGAAAGGCCUGGGUUGCUUCUUUCGGUCGUCCGAAAAUGACACCACAGUCUUUGCUGCCAUCGCAGACGGGUUUAAGCCCUUAUUUAAGAUUUGGCUGCUUGUCGACAAGACUUUUUUAUUAUGAACUCAACGAAUUAUAUAAAAGGAUAAAGAAAGCAGUUCCACCUCUCUCUUUGCACGGUCAAAUAUUGUGGAGGGAGUUUUUUUACUGUGCUGCGACAAGAAAUCCAAAUUUCGACCGAAUGAUAGGUAAUCCAAUAUGCGUUCAAAUACCUUGGGACAAAAAUCCGGAGGCCCUGGCGAAAUGGGCAAAUGGGCAAACUGGAUUUCCCUGGAUUGACGCGAUAAUGACUCAACUGCGCGAAGAAGGCUGGAUCCAUCAUCUGGCGAGGCAUGCCGUCGCUUGCUUUUUAACCAGGGGGGAUCUUUGGAUUUCCUGGGAGGAGGGUAUGAAGGUUUUUGACGAACUUCUUCUUGAUGCUGACUGGUCGGUGAAUGCAGGAAUGUGGAUGUGGCUGUCUUGUUCUUCUUUUUUCCAACAGUUUUUCCAUUGUUACUGCCCUGUGAAAUUCGGAAGGAAAGCCGAUCCAAAUGGUGAUUAUAUUAGGAAAUACUUGCCAGUUUUAAAAAAUAUUCCAACGAAAUACAUCCAUGAACCGUGGAAUUGUCCAGAGAGUGUUCAAAAGGCGGCAAAAUGCAUAAUUGGCAUUGACUACCCACGUCCUAUGUUAAACCACAGCGUUGUAGCUAGGCAUAACACAGAGAGGAUGAAACAAGUAUACCAGCGACUCAUAAAGUUUAAAGAAUCAGGCCUCUCCACACUCCUGAAUCGAAUACCUGUGUGUUAUUCAGAAAAGAUGAAACGUGACGACACGUACGAAGACAGUAUUUUAAUCACACCGGCUUUACCCUUCAACAAAGGGAUUUUGUAAAAGUGUGAUUAACUCUAAACACAACUAAUCAGAUCAGAUUGAUAAAUGUCGUUAAUUGAUUUCAUUUGUGUUGCAAUCGUUAGCAAUUACGAAAUUUUGAAGCGUAAUGUUUGGUCAUCGCUCAAUAAAACCCUGCCGCACUAUCAACGUGGGCAGUUUAUACAAUUGUACGUUUAUUUAUUUUUCUCUUGUGCAAAUUUUCAUUAUUUAAAUCAUGUUUUGAAUUUGGAUUAUAGAUAAGUUAUUGUAUAAUGAGGAAAUUUUGUAAAAGUAAGUAAUACAAAUGUUUCUUGUUCAAAAUGAAUGAAAUCAAAAAUUUUUUGAUUAACACAAAUUUUUCUGUAUUAUGUUUUUUCAUAUUAAAAAAGGUAAAUAUUU